CAAACGCUCGUUAGAGAACAUGAGGUGGAAGUUUCAAAGUUAAAUGAAGAAGUGAUCAGACUGCAACAUGUGCUGGAAGAAUUAAAGAGCAUUCAUGGGGAUAUAGUUGGGAAGAUUGACAUUGGUGGAAAAUCUAGCAAGCAUGAAAACGUCUCGGAUGAUCCCAUUGAUAGGCAACGAAGGGAGAAAGUGAGAGAAGCAAUGCUUCAUGCAUGGAGUUCAUAUGAGAAGUAUGCUUGGGGCCAAGAUGAACUUCAGCCACAAACAAAGACUGGUGUCAAUAGCUUUGGUGGGCUUGGAGCAACUCUUAUAGACUCUCUUGAUACAUUAUAUAUAAUGGGUCUAGAUGAACAAUUCCAAAGAGCUAGAGAGUGGGUUGCGAACACAUUUGAUCCUAACAAAGAUUAUGACGCCAGUGUUUUUGAGACAACCAUAAGAGUUGUUGGUGGGCUUCUCAGUGCAUAUGAUCUUUCAGGGGACAGAGUUUUCCUUGAAAAGGCAAGAGAUAUUGCUGAUAGAUUAUUACCUGCUUGGGAUACUUCUAGUGGGAUCCCCUAUAAUAUUAUCAACUUGGCACAUGGAAAUCCUCAUAACCCUGGAUGGACUGGGGGUGAUAGUAUUCUGGCAGAUUCUGGUACUGAGCAGCUGGAAUUUAUUGCUCUUUCUCAAAGGACAGGGGACCCGAAGUAUCAGCAGAAGGUAUAUUUGUUUCAUUUUCGUUUUUUUGGGUCUCAUGGAAUGCAAGUUAUCAAUCUCAUGUUAUAUUUUCAAUAA
Messenger RNA from Carica papaya (papaya), 774 nucleotides. NCBI's taxonomy places the organism in Eukaryota, Viridiplantae, Streptophyta, Magnoliopsida, Brassicales, Caricaceae. The record is from RefSeq and is a predicted model, not a curated record.